This is a messenger RNA of Thunnus maccoyii (southern bluefin tuna), 2423 nucleotides long. Its product is annotated as alpha-2Db adrenergic receptor-like. Bases 771 to 2243 code for a protein of 490 amino acids. The record is from RefSeq and is a predicted model, not a curated record. Gene Ontology annotation, cellular component: membrane. Lineage: Eukaryota; Metazoa; Chordata; Actinopteri; Scombriformes; Scombridae. Gene Ontology annotation, biological process: regulation of smooth muscle contraction; platelet activation; regulation of vasoconstriction. The transcript has 3 exons. Gene Ontology annotation, molecular function: alpha2-adrenergic receptor activity.
CCUCAUCCCUGUAUCUCUCCUCUCUUUCCCUCUCAUUUACUCCCACUCUCUCUCUCUUGUCUUGUAGUGCCCUCGUCUCCUGUAUAUAAUACCUUCCUCUCAUCUCUCACUUCAUCCACCUCUUCUUCCCUUCUCUCACUCUCUGUCUUUGCUCAUUUCCUGGCCUUUCCUACAGCCUCUCUUCAAACAUCUCUUCCUCUCUGCAUCUUCUCUAUCCGCAUCUCUUACUCUUUCUUUCAUCUCUCCUCUCUAUUAGUCUCUCCUCCUCCUCCUCCCCCUCCUUCUCCUCCUCCUCCUCCUCUCUUCCAGCAGUAGAGAAUCACUGAACAGCGGCAGCAGCAGUAUCACUCAGCACGGCAGCGACUCGCAUGAAAGUGAGGACCGCUGUUUUUUUCUUUUUCUCGCCUCCUAGUUUUUCUCCUCUUCUACCCUCUUCCUUUUUUAUCGCUUCUUCCCAUUCAGUCUUUUCAUUCACUCAUUUCUUCUGUACUUUUGAAUCCUUUUUUUUUUUCUGCACACAUUGAUCCUUUUCGGAGUGCAGCAGUAUGAGGGUACCAUGCAUUCCAAACAGGGUUUCUGCUCCAUCUAGAGCAUGUAGCAAUAUGCUUUUCUUCUGUUGUGCAUCACAUUGGAGAUAAGUAGGACAGUCUUGUAGCUUCAAUAUAGUAUGUCAACCUCUGGGCUCAGAUCUGCUUCUUUAUGAACGGAUAUUUUAGCAGGAGGUAAAAAAAAAAAAAAAUGGGGAUCAUAUCAUCAGUCAUUUAACCAAGAUGAACUUCUCGGAUGUAUCGACACCUGUGAUGGCCACGAUGCCGCCCACUUUACCACCAAACUCUUCUUUGGAGAAUGUUAGCCAGGCGUCCUCUUCCUCGCCGAGAUCUCCUCCUCUACCUCCACACUCGCAGGUGGCGUCGGUGUUCAUCGUGCUGGUGGUCACAGUCAUCAUCCUGGGGACCGUGGUGGGUAACGUGCUGGUCGUGGUGGCGGUCUUCACCAGCCGAGCCCUGCGGGCGCCUCAGAACCUCUUCCUGGUGUCUCUGGCGUCAGCGGACAUACUGGUGGCGACACUGGUCAUCCCCUUCUCCUUGGCUAAUGAGGUCAUGGGCUACUGGUACUUUGGUUCCACCUGGUGCUCCUUCUACCUGGCUCUGGAUGUCCUCUUUUGCACUUCCUCCAUCGUCCAUCUCUGCGCCAUCAGCCUUGACCGCUACUGGUCUGUCACUAAAGCUGUCAGCUACAACCGCAAACGGACGCCCAAACGGAUUAAAGCAAUGAUCAGCAUCGUGUGGCUCAUAUCUAUCGUCAUCUCUUCCCCGCCGCUCCUUAUGACACAGAAAGAGGAGAGUUGGGAUUUGGACAUGGAGGCGGACAACAACACACAAAGGCAGGAGUGUCUUCUCAACAACCAGACGUGGUACAUCCUGUCCUCCUGCCUCGUGUCCUUCUUCGCCCCAGGAGUCAUCAUGAUACUUGUUUAUUGUAAGAUCUACCAUGUUGCCAAGCAGCGGGCCUCCACUGUGUUUGUGGCGAAGAACGUGAUGGAGCGGCAGCCGUCGCAGUCCGAGACCUGCUUUGUGGGCACCGCCAGGACUUGCCAAAGAAAGGGAACCAGCUGCGGGAAACCCCAGUACGAGCUGGACAGCCCGCCACCUGCGAAGCGACACAGCUCCUCCAAUGUAGACAGCAACAGCAGCAGUCACAAGAGAGGAGAGCUGGAUGAUAUUGCCUUAGAGGAGAGGAGCUGCGAGAUAAAAACAUCCUCAUCAUUUUCUUCUUCACUCCGCUUCCCCAGGAGAGCCGGCGGGAGGGUGAAAACAGAGGAGGGAAAGGACUCUGAGGGUACAGCAAACAGGUUGAAGCCUCCUCCUUCCUGUGCCUCCAUAUCAUGGGCAUCAUCUGACCACUGCUCCCAUCACUUCCUCCUUUCUUCUCCUGUGCCUCUCCGUAGCCGGCAGAUGUCUCUGUCCAAAAACAAAGUGGCGCAAAUGAGGGAGAAGCGCUUCACGUUUGUUCUGGCGGUGGUGAUGGGGGUUUUUGUUCUCUGCUGGUUCCCGUUCUUCUUUACUUACAGUCUCCACGCUGUCUGCAGAGAGAACUGUACGAUCCCCGACACACUCUUCAACCUCUUUUUCUGGAUCGGUUACUGCAACAGCUGCCUGAAUCCCAUCAUUUACACUAUUUUUAACCGAGACUUCAGGAGGGCCUUCAAGAAGAUUUUAUUCCCAACUCAUAAACGAACAUAAGAUGUGAAUGUACGUGUGUGUGUAUGUGUGUGUUUGUGUGUGUGUGUGUUUGUGUGUGAGUGCCUUCAGCUCAUUCACAUACACACACACACACACACACACAAACACAAAUGUGUGCACACGGUUUUAAUCCUGUUUUCCACUGUGCUGUCAUACCGACAUUAAAGGGCUUGUCAUACA